AUGGGUGUUCAUCAUUCUACGUCAGCUGAUGAUGAUGAUGAUGAUGAUGAUGAUGAUGAUGAUGAUGAUGAUGAUGAUGAUGAUGAUGAUGAUGAUGACGAUGCGGCUGUUCGGGGGAAGGCUGUUCGGGGGAAGGCGGGAAGGGGCCGAAAAAAAUAUCCACUUCAGGAAGGUGUCACCUGGACAGGCACAUAUACUAGACAAGGGGGCUUUACUUCCCCAAUCACUGUUCUCUACUAG
Messenger RNA from Penicillium daleae, 240 nucleotides. RefSeq lists its product as uncharacterized. The record is from RefSeq and is a predicted model, not a curated record. Bases 1 to 240 code for a protein of 79 amino acids. The transcript has a single exon. NCBI's taxonomy places the organism in Eukaryota, Fungi, Ascomycota, Eurotiomycetes, Eurotiales, Aspergillaceae.